Molecule: messenger RNA, 1032 nt
Organism: Schizosaccharomyces osmophilus
Lineage: Eukaryota; Fungi; Ascomycota; Schizosaccharomycetes; Schizosaccharomycetales; Schizosaccharomycetaceae
Gene: vma6
Product: V-type ATPase V0 subunit d
Exons: 5
Coding region: 1-1032 (343 amino acids)
Biological process (GO): proton transmembrane transport; vacuolar transport; vacuolar acidification
Cellular component (GO): proton-transporting V-type ATPase, V0 domain; vacuolar proton-transporting V-type ATPase complex; fungal-type vacuole membrane
Molecular function (GO): proton-transporting ATPase activity, rotational mechanism
Source: RefSeq, a predicted model, not a curated record
AUGGAUGCUCUCAGUUUCAAUACAAACAGUGGCUAUAUUGAGGCCUUAGUUCGAGGAUUUAAGUCCGCUUUACUCUCAGAACAUAUUUAUGGGAAUUUAUCUCAAUGCGAAUCAUUGGACGAUUUGCGUUUACAGCUUGCAUCAACAGAUUAUGGCGGCUUUCUUGCUAAUCAGCAAAAGUUGACUAGCAGUUCCAUUUCCGCAAGGGCUACUGACAAAUUAAUCGACGAGUUCGAUAUGAUUAAACGUCAGGCCGAUGAGAAAUUAUCAAAAUUUAUGGACUUUAUAACUUAUGCUUAUAUGAUAGACAAUGUAAUGCUCUUAGUAACCGGUACUGCGAAUGGCCAAGACACUCACGAUCUUUUGGAACGCUGCCACCCAUUAGGAUGGUUUGAAACUCUCCCAGCUUUAUGCGUAGCUACAAAUGUGGAAGAUUUAUACAGUGUUGUUUUGGUUGAAAGUCCGCUUGCUCCUUACUUCAAGGAUUGCCUGUCUGCUGAUGAUUUGGAUGAGAAACAUAUCGAAAUCAUUCGGAACACUUUGUAUAAAGCUUAUUUGGAAGAUUUUUAUGAAUUCUGUCAAAAAAUAGGAUCUGGAACUUUUGAAACAAUGUCUCGCAUCCUCGAAUUCGAAGCUGAUCGACGUGCCAUAACGAUCACAAUAAACUCUUUUGGUACUGAUUUGAGCAAAGAAGAAAGGAAUAAUAUGUAUCCUUCCUUUGGACGCUUGUUUCCAUUUGGUACUUCGAUGUUGGCCAAAGCAGAGAAUGUUGGCGAUGUAGAAAAUGCUUGCGGUUUAGUGAAAGAGUACAGUGCCUUCUUUGACCAAGUAUCUCAGAAAUCUCUUGAUGACUACUUUUUCGAAACAGAGGUUGAGCUAAACAGGCUUGCAUUUUUACAACAGUUCCAUUAUGGAAUCAUUUACAGCUUCUUAAAGUUAAGAGAGCAAGAAAUACGAAAUAUUACGUGGAUCGCAGAGUGCAUAAGCCAAAAUCAAAAAGACCGGGCUUUGAACAUUAUUCCAACAAUUUAA